AUGUCCCGUGGUGAAGCGCAACACGCGCCGCCGCUGCAAGUCCCUGAAAUAUCCCAGACAGAUCUUUACUCCUUCCACGAAGCUCAUUUCUCCCACGAUGCCUUGAACCAUUUCAAGGCUCAAUUCUUCACUCAGCCUGGUGUCCAUGAAGCUCAAGAAGAGGCCGCGGACCAGGACUAUGAAUACCUGGAAGAGGAAGAUGAUGAUGGGCUUGGUUACUACGAUGAUGGUGUGAAGCGAACCUUGACGGACGAACAAAUCGCCAUGUUUCGACAUUCGGAAAUCGAAGCUCUUCGUCGAGCGCAAGCCAUAUCCUCGUCUGCUCGCAAGGCUUCAACACCUCUCCAUACUAAUGCGGACGAUCAAGACCUGGAGGCUUCCGAUGCCAUGGAGCAACUUUCCGAAGGCGAGGUGUCGACCCCCCAGAUGGAGCGACAGGCGGAUGCACCAAAAAAGAAGAAGAAGAAACGAGGCAAGGGCAAAAGCAAAGAUCCGGGUCCAAAGAUCGAUCUUCGAAAGAGGACUUGGGAUGUCGUAGAUACAGGUUUGGGCAGCCUAGACUACGACGAGGCCGAGACACCUCAGGCAAAGACAGCCAAUGCCCCUCAACGGCGACGCAUUUCUUAUGAUGAUGACUGA
This is a messenger RNA of Phaeoacremonium minimum UCRPA7, 639 nucleotides long. RefSeq lists its product as hypothetical. NCBI's taxonomy places the organism in Eukaryota, Fungi, Ascomycota, Sordariomycetes, Togniniales, Togniniaceae. The record is from RefSeq and is a predicted model, not a curated record. The transcript has 2 exons. Bases 1 to 639 code for a protein of 212 amino acids.